Molecule: messenger RNA, 4800 nt
Organism: Eimeria maxima
Lineage: Eukaryota; Apicomplexa; Conoidasida; Eucoccidiorida; Eimeriidae
Exons: 8
Coding region: 1-4800 (1599 amino acids)
Biological process (GO): protein dephosphorylation
Molecular function (GO): protein tyrosine/serine/threonine phosphatase activity
Source: RefSeq, a predicted model, not a curated record
AUGGGUGGCGUAGGAAGCACAAUCCAGUUCGAGAAGGCUCCUCCGGAGCUCUUUUCCAUCUCCGGUGUCCCGGGGACCUCAGAGAAGAGGGAUGAAGGUCCAUCUUUGCCCGCUUCUGCUUCAUCUAUGAAGCGAAGGCCACCCAUGAGUUUGUGGCUAACACAAGAUGGUGACAAAACACUGGAUGCGGUCAUCCAGGCGCUGCGGUUGUGGGGAAACAGCAGCCAGCAAGUGGAGGCCCCGGAGACACCUUGUCCCAGCAGCUCAUUAGGCUGCUUGUUGGAGCACCACCAGUUGCUUGUCGCCUGGCGCAUGUGCCGCAUAGGUGCUCCAGGGAGGUGCGGCUGCUGCGAGUCGCUUUUGCCCCUUGGUGGAUCCAUAAAAGGGGCCCCCGGGACUCGGGAUGCCUCUGACAAGGGGUUCACAAGACCUUGCAGCAGCAGCAGCAGCAGCAGCAGCAGCAGCAGCAGCAGCACUAACUUGCACAACAGCUCAACUUCAGGGGACACCAGCCCACGAAGGGGAGGGAAGGGAGCUCCGGAUAGGAGCUCGUGGAGGCGUGUCAUCGGCGCGGGGGCCCCUCAGCCUGACCCCUCAAGUUGCUAUUUAGUCAUCCACGCAUACACUGCAGACCAGCAGCAGCAGCCACAGCAACAACGACAAGCUAUGAGACACGUUUCUGAGAGGCCUCCUGACAGGAGACGGAGCAUGACACCUCCAAAGGUCCAAAGCCCCACCGGGACACCGGGGCCCAACGCCGGUUCAACGCAAACCGCACAGAGCAAUGCCAGCAGCAGCGGUAGCAGCAGCUUGAGGGCCGCUGCAGCGCUGCUCAGUGAGGACUUAGCGCAUCUACUAACUCAAGCAGAAACUCGUAUUGCGGCAGACACCCGCCGCCACAGUGUCUGGCAUGCUGUGCACGUGUGUGCCUGCUGCUCGCACAGCCCGCAACAACAUCAGCAGCAGCACGUCACGCGAGGAGAUGUAGGUAGCAGGAUUGGCAACCAGGAGUCCAACAAAGUUCCCAGUACAGGGUCAGGGAACAAUCCUGGGGGACACCAACAGCAGCAGCAGCAGCACCUGUGGGCCGUUUACCUUUGGGAAGGAUUGGAAGCACCUCGCUACAUCCUGGAUCACGCGCGGCUGCGCACACUCCGUCUCGUGGAGGCUCUGGAGAGCUGCGAACAAAGGGGAGUCCCCAUAUCUCCUGCCACACUGUUGCCAUGGGCUUCCUUCGCCGCUAUAUGCCCGCAGCAGGGGGGGCCGAGCUGUUGGCCUACGGUAGAAGCGUGUGAGAGAGGAGAUGGAUCGGGGAGCCCGCAGGAGCAGAAGCCGGUCCUCCUGGAUGGGGUUGCCUUGCUUGAGCGCAAUGUGCUGCUGCUGCGGCUGCUGCUUAGGCUGCCCAGACUAACCUGUGGAGUUUCUCCUUCUAUUCCAACUGUUUCUCGGACUGGUGUUGCAGCUUCAGAGUUGGCGACAGAACCGGAGUCGGUAGCACCACCAACCGCAACCACCACCACAGCAGCAGCAGCAGCAACACCAACAACGACCGCAGCAGCAGCAGUAACGACCGCAGCAGCAGCAGUAGCCAUAGGAGUGCCAGCCUCCCAGCUUGAAGAGGAGGCUGUAGAGGCUUCUCCCGGGAGAGCCGUUCAGAAUGACCAAUUGCAGCGACAGCAGUUGGAGAAACAGCAAACUCGGCAGGAACAUCAAGAGCAAGAGCAACAACGAGAGAGCAGGCCCGCGCACACUGCGCCUGUCGUGCCCCGCCUGACCCUUCCAAUCAAGCUCCUACCCCACUUCCAGUUGCAGCCGUUAGGGAGCAGCCCGAAAUUGGAGGAUUCCAUACCUCUCAGCGGCAGCAAUUCAAAUCGCAGGGGCCCCCCGGACAACGGAAGCCCUCGUCGUCAUGCUGCUGACUUCCCCGGCACCGAGAACAGCUCUUCGCCCUCACCUGGUCCUGUUUCCCCAGCCUCGUCGUCGGGCGAAAUGACCCCUUCGGCAGGUCCAGGGAGAGGACAGCAGCAACAUGGGGCUCCUACCGGCCCCCCCCGACUAGGGGGUAUUCGCCUACAGGGCGUCCCCAAACUAUCCAUUCCCAGACUGGGGGGGUUCGGGGAGAAAAGUCCAUGUGCUGCGGCAGCAACUGUUGGAACAGAAGCAGCAGAGGUUUGUUUGAGCCCCCAAACAGGGGGAAGCAGAGGCCUGUCGACGAUGGUCUUACAAAAGGAGGGAGAGAGAUUAAAUAGCCAGAGAUCAUAUGCUGCCUCCGCCGUUCCACGAGCAGGAGGUGGUAGGGACUCCAGCUCAUCUCUCGAUUUAGCUGCAGCUGGUCCCUCCCCGAAUCAGCAACAACAGACUGUCUCGGCAGGUGCUCGACUGUCAGGUGUUCCAGCACGGUCACCCGGAAGGCUGCACCCCUCGGGCUUGCUAUUCUCUCCUGCUGCCUCUCCGGGGGGUCUGCAGUGUCACAGCAGCGAGGGUAGCAAAGCAGGAUCGUUCAGGGAGAGCUUUGGAUCUCGAAGGAGACGCACUGAGGAGGAGGGCAUGGGCCUGUAUAGCCGCACGCGGCAGCAGCAGCUCGUCAACUUCAGAAGUGUCAUAAGUGAUGUGUAUGAAGGCCGGCUGUUCGUGUCAGGGGCUGCUGCUGCUUGCAACUUAGAGUGUUUGCAGCGAGCCGGUAUAACCCACGUGGUCAACACGAUCGGCGACAUUUGUCCAAACGUGUUUGCUAAUAUCCUUACCUACAAGACGUAUUACCUCAAGGACACACGACAACAGGAUAUCAUGUGUGUUUUUUAUGAUUGCAUAAGGUUCAUAUCGGAAGCGAUCGGCGAGUGCGGCGAGGCAGCAGCGGCAGCGCAUGCUUCUGCUGGUGGUGCUAACGCCCCUUACACAGACUGUGCCGAUAGUCCCACAGGUAGCAACAUAUACAGCAAACAUAGCGACUGCAACAGCAGCAGUGGCGGCAGAAGCAGCAAGGCAUGCCACAGAGUGUUGAUACACUGCAAAGAAGGUGUGUCGAGGUCAGCCACUCUCGCAAUCGCCUUCCUUAUGUGGAGACUCCGCCUGCCUUUUGCUGAGGCUUUUGAACGGAUGAGGAGUCGGCGUGCUAUCUGUAGCCCUAACACAGGCUUCACGUUUCAGUUGCUGCUACUGCAGAAGCGCUUAGGCCUGCGGAAUCCACGCGCGUCUAUCUUAAAUGUCGAUCCCGCUGCUUCAAAAGAUGGACAGGAGGCUCUGAGGAGCCCUCCGUCAAUGGGGGAUCUACUAUCAGAAGCCCCUUCUUCUCCAGGAUCUAACAGGCAUUGCACGACGCCGGGGAAGGGCACAAAAAGAGCGGGGUCUCCCUUGGAGGGCCGCAUCUCCCCAGUUGUACACCCGGCUUCGGGGACCCCCACACCGAGGGCUAUUGGGCCCCGCGCUCCUCCUUCAUCAAUCGUCUCUUCUGAGCUAUCUAGUGCUGCUAGGCUUGCUGAGAAAACCCGAAUCGCAGGGUCGACGCUCGAUGUGGACGAACCAGGGACCCCUAAUAGGGGGCUUGGCCCCAGAGCCCCCCGCAUAUGCGCACCACCUAGACCUGGGGGAGACAGGGGGGAAGGCAGCGGCAUGCCCCCACAAGGAGAUGUCCCUUACGCGUCCAUAAGUUCAACAGCAGCGUUACCACUCGCGCCCCUACCAUCGCCUCCUGCGGCACCAGUUACGGUAGCAGCAGCAGUCGCAGGGACAUCUUCCGUUGUGGAGGAUUGCGUGUUAUUGCUUCAUCUUGUUGUGCAUUCUGCCUACUCCCCCAAUUUCUUACUUUGGUCAGAAAUGACGGAGUGGCAACCAGGGGUGUUGCCCGUAAUCUCGGAACGAGGGGCUUAUAUGUUGAGGGGUGGGGGCCAGGCUUGGGUGUGGAUGGACAGCAGAAGGUGCCUUCGCACGACGGCAGAAGUCCAGGAAGCAGCGCGGAACUAUCAAGAGAACGUGGUGCUUGUAGAACGUCGUAACAUUGAGCUUCACUACAUUUCACCAGGCUCGGAACCGUCAGCCUUCUGGCUGACUCUGGGUAUACGGGAAGGGACAGCACAUCUGGGAACCCCCGAUCUUCUCUCAGGAUUGGAGCCGAUGGCGCCGGAGAAGUCCGAAGAGCCGUUUCGCUGGAGAGACUACUGCGCCUUUGACCUUCCUGCGGAUCUGGGCGAAGUUGGAGUCUCUGAAGGUGCAUUUAUUGCUGCUGGGACCCACCAAGACUCACCAGCGACCCAUAGACCGAACGUGCUGGAGGGAGCAGCAGAGUGGCAGGCAAGGUCGUGUGAAAUAACUUCAGGCCAGCCACAGAGCAGCAGAAACAUGAGCAGCAGAGUAUCUUCCGUUGCGCCAUCGUUGCGACGGUCUUUUGAACUGUGUGGAAACCCCGCGGAUGGGAUAUCAGCAGAAGCACCAGCAACGGGCAGUGCCAAGUCAACAGCUAAGCUGUUCUGUCUCCCAGACCUAGGAGAACCACUGGUCCUAUUUGACUCCGAAGAUCUUCUCCCAGACAAGAUUUUCCUGCUUGUGGCUGAGGGUAACGAGAUUUGUGGCACCGGGGCAGCAGAUGCUGCUGUUUUUUCGUCGUCCACAGCAGCAGCGACAGCGAUAGUCACGGCGUGGUUGUGGGUAGGGGCCAAAGUUGCGUUUUUCCCAGAGAAGGAUCUAGAAACUGUGAAGGCCCAGGUAAUGCAGGCCUUCAACCUCCUGCCCGGUCAGCUACAGCUUUACCUCGAGCGCGAAGGGGACGAGUCAGAGAUUUUCUGGAGCCAUUUUGCCAACGGCUGA